Molecule: messenger RNA, 1029 nt
Organism: Paraglomus occultum
Lineage: Eukaryota; Fungi; Glomeromycota; Glomeromycetes; Paraglomerales; Paraglomeraceae
Source: the annotation of a GenBank genome assembly
AUGACAACCGAAACUCCCUCUUCACCGCCACUUUCUACUCCUCCUCCAUCUCCUCCAUUCCCGCGUUUUCCACAGACUGUGGCGUCAUAUAUAUGGAUAGACUCUAUAUGUAUCAACGUUCGGAGUAAUAUUUGCGUACACGACAUAUGUCUCCGCCCUCUCUCUUCAGAAAGCAUUAUACGCCGUUGUUCCGGUAAUAAUUGUACGAACAGCUUUCUCCUUCUUCGCAUGUCACUCAAUGAUUCCAAGAUAGAGUGGCCAGAAUGCCAUAUCGCUCAAUGUUUACUACACAAGCCAGACUGGACAAAAGUAUCCAAACUUGCUAGUCAAGUAUUCGAAGAUGCCAAAAUAAAAUCUUUUUUUGCCAAGUUAAGAAGUAACGUUGAAGCCAAGUGGUCAAAGUAUGCUGAGAAAUUUGUACACGUUAAUCCCGGUCUACAACGACGACGGCAACAAAAUCAAUCACAAAUUCAGAAGGUUAAAAGGCAGAGAUCGAGUAAAGUGAAGGUGGUUAAUGAAAUUAAUGAAAAUAGUGAAGAUGAUAUGAAAAGGGCCAAUGAACUUAUGAAAAGGAUUAACUCCGAAAGCAAAACUAACAAGGUUGAUGAAGGAGUUGCAGCUGCGAGAUAUAAUAAAAAUCAAGACAAACUGCACCAGCAGGAUAAGCAGCUUCAGCAACUUUACCGGCCAUAUCCACACCAGUCUAAUUUUCAAUUGCAUGGUAUAAAUGAAAAUAAUACUUUUAAUAACAAUGCAUUUCAAGACAAUACUCGGACUAGGAUAUUAUCCAGUGCUGAUGUAUCGGGUAUUUGGUCACCUCGACCUUUUCAUGAAUUAUCCUACGUUGUUCAUAGACCACCACUAUAUCAACCAUCAAACUCACACUAUGGACAUGUUACUUCACCAAUAAGACCACCUGCACAGAUUUUGGACAAUCGGACAACAACUUAUGAACAAAUAUUACUACCAACGCUUCCUUCUUUUUAUCAUCCAAUCAAUUUCGUGACAGGUUUACGACACACUAUCUAA